This is a messenger RNA of Ciona intestinalis (vase tunicate), 3548 nucleotides long. The record is from RefSeq and is a predicted model, not a curated record. NCBI's taxonomy places the organism in Eukaryota, Metazoa, Chordata, Ascidiacea, Phlebobranchia, Cionidae.
CUUUUUUAGACAAAGCAAACAUGGAUACAUUAAAUUUAACACAUGUGUUAGUGACGUUACUAGUUCUUACACCUCUGAUCAUCGCUAAUUGUCCAAAUGGUUGCGAAUGCGAAGAUACGACCGUGACUUGUAAAUUGCCAUCUGCUCGUGCUGUGCCAAAACUUCGUAUACCAAGAAACACAACGAAACUGGAUUUGUCAGGCAACAAUAUUCUCAAUGUACCACGUGAUUCUUUCAAGCAUUUGCCGAAUCUAGAAGAGAUCAACUUGGACGGAAACAAGAUUUAUUUUCUUGAGGAUGGAGCUUUUGAUAACUGCCCGAACCUUCGCGUAAUUUCCUUGGAAGAGAAUAAUCUUCACAUGAUUGAAGACAACGUAUUCUCGGAAGUCGAAAGCCUUGAGAAAUUAUAUCUAGCAAGUAACAGUCUAACAGAACUUCCACAUUUGCAUCAUAACGAGAACUUAACAACAUUGUGUACUUAUGGCAACCAAAUAAAGGCGCUUCCCAAUGACGCAUUUACAAAUAAUACAAAACUGAUUGAACUGAAAAUGAAGAAAAACCUUUUGACCGAAAUCCCACGCAGUGCGUUUGCUGCUGACGUCAGCAAUUUUAAGACACUUAAUCUUGUGGGCAACCGUUUAAGAACCACGCCCUCUGUGGUGAGGGAGAUGACAGGGUUGACUGAACUAUCGCUUUGCUACAACCCGAUAAAGAUAUUUAGUGCUGAAGAUUUUCAUCCGUUGGUAAAUUUGCAAAACCUUUCUCUUGCUGGUGUCGAGUUAGGGGGAUUCCCGCGUGACGUGUUUGUUCUGCCAGAGUUAAAACGACUUGGUCUAAAGAAAAACAAAAUCAGUUCCAACACCCUCGGAAACUUAAACUUUCCCAAACUCGAGUAUUUACAAUUGCAUAAAAACAAGCUGGAUAAUGUUCCAGCUGCAUUCUCGGGGGUUCCGAAUUUAGUUGAAUUGGACUUAAGCAACUGCGAACUGACCGGAGCAGAUAUACUUGCAUUUGAACCUCUUACUCGUCUCAAGUCUUUAAACUUGGGUGACAACUUGUUGACGGCGGUGCCAGUUUUGUCCAACGCCAACUCAAAUAUUGAAAUUCUAAAGUUAAACAAAAACAACAUUACCACGUUUCAUUCAACCAACUUCCAAAACCUUCCCAAUUUGCAAACCCUUGACCUUUCUUAUAAUUCGAUCACCAACCUCCCAUCGACCGCGUUUUCCUCUCAGAGUUUGAGGUGGCUGGAUCUCUCUCACAACGAUCUCACCAGAAUUCCCGACGCUUUAACUUUAUCCAUUGACGCUCUAGCCUCGUCCACUGUUAACCUGAAGACUCUCAACAUCUCGUUCAACCAGAUAUCUGAAAUGCACGCAGAAGAUUUUAAAGGAGUAUCCAGACUGACAACGCUAAGCAUAAAAGGCAACGGUAUCACUACAAUUGCUGGUGAAUGGGUAACAAAACUGAGGAAUCUUAAAACGCUUCACCUGUGCAAGAACAAACUGAGACAGCUAAACAAGAAUGCUCUUGCCAACUUAUCACUUUUAAACGAACUGACAGCGGACGACAAUGAGAUAGAAAAGAUCGACGACGAUACGUUCCAAGGAAACAAAAAGUUAACCAAAAUAUCCCUAAAGCGGAACGGACUUAUCAGCAUUGGCGAUCAGGCUUUGGUGGAACUAAUUAGGCUGGAAGAGAUAUGGCUUCUGUACAAUAAUCUAACGAGAACGCCGAACUUUCGACACAACACAGAACUUAGAGUUCUAGGUCUCUGCAACAAUCCUAUAGGGAAUCUCCCGGACGGUGCUUUUGUUGGACCUUCGAAGUUGGAACUCGUGUUGUUACGUGAUGUCGGUCUUACGCAUUUACAACCAGCAGCAUUUGGAAACGUGGAAGGGAUUAGUUAUUUAAAUCUGGGACUUGGAAACAACUUGACUUCAAUACCGACAUUGAUACGACGCAUGCGUUCAUUAAAAUCUCUGAUCUUGAAAGGAAACCCAAUCCCAAACCUCCAUGUUGCAGACCUUGUUGGCUUAAACAACCUACAAGAGCUACGAUUGGACGACAUGCGUUUAAAAUCAUGUGACGUCACGCAACUUUUUCCCGCCUUACCUGCAUUGAGGACUUUGUACCUUGCCGGCAACCCCUGGGAGUGUGGGUGCGGGAUGCAAUGGUAUGCCCUUGGUAUUGAUGGCGCAAGAGCUAAAAUUCAGACAAAGGACAGAAAGCAAAUAGUUUGUGCGAGUCCACAACGACAGGCUGGGAGGAGGAUUGAUUAUCUGAGGCUUGGUGAUUUCAAACAAUGCUUACCCAGUGUUGUGAAGACGGUGACGGCAACUACAGCGGUUGUGUCUCUACCAUAUAUUGGUAUGCUGGCCUCAGAUAAUGUUGAUGCAUUUCAUGCUGUAUCGUACACCCCAUUGAAUGGUGGGCACGAGAAAAGGAUUAAAGUACGAAAUCACAGAAGAGAAGUAACCUUGACGGGCCUCGAACCCCAAACCCGAUACUUAGUGUGCACUGCUACUGUGACGGUCACUGGUGGGUCGGGAAAUACAGGAACAUCAAGAAAAGGGAAAGAGCUCUGUAAGAAGUUCAUGACUUCUGGUGCAUCUGCAAACCCAGAUGAAUGGGACGACACGUUGUUGGAUGAAACAGUUAAAGGAGGUCUAUCUGAUGAUGAUUUAGUCAUCAUGUACGCUGUACUUGGAGCGGUCCUGGGAUUCAUUAUUCUUUGUGCUUUAGGCGCCGCUACUAUUUGGUGCCGCAGGUCACGUUCAGAAAUGCGGAACCAAUUUGCCAACAUAUCGGUUUCCGAAGACGGGGGCGACGACCUGCAUCGGGGUAACGGAAGGAAUGGCGAUUAUUCAAACAAUCCACCGAGUGGGGAAGACAAUAAGAUUCACACAAAGUCUGACGUCAUGAUGAUGCCGACAAGAGGGAAGGAAGGACUUCCAAAUAUGGCGUAUGACGUGUCGGGGGAAGUCCCAAAAGGAGUCCGCACAAAGCUGUAACUUGAUAUUUUGUAAAUAUUUUGAUGUUUAUUUCUUCGAGAUGCUUGUACGGUAAACACUUCGCAUUGGCGUCAUUUUUAAUCUGAUAUUGAGUCAUAAAACAGCACGCGAAUAAUUGUUUUAACGGCAUAAUGUAAUGUCAGUAGUUUCCGUGGCGUGGCAUCUAAUUGUUGUGGCAUGGGAGUGUAAGUCACGUCUUCCUGUGGUGCGGUAAGCCACAGUGUAAACUCCCAUGUUGCGUACCACCGCUACCAUGUACACAUUGUAUAUUGUGAUUAACUUGUUUAAAGUUCCGCGAAAAUAAUGAUUUAGUGAUUUGUAACAUGAUUUGUUGGUGUAAGUGUCCGCAAUAAUGUUUCUCCUUCUUGUUUUCUACGUCAUUCGGUAACCCCAAGCGCCAUUCUCUUACAUUUCGAAGAAGUAGAUACAAUUGACGUAAAUUGCUACCGCUAUGUCAUUCCGUAAUUGCUGCCCUAACAUUACAUUGACUUUUAACUCCGCUGUUGUAUAAUAUUAAAAGGUCACGUUUGCAUA